GCUAGCUAGGUAGGUAGUUGAUGCUGCUGUCCUCGUCCUAUAUAAGCUAGGUGCAGCUCUGGCUGCCCUGCCAUCAACGACAUCUAGAACACAUCAAUCCACGAUGGCCAAGAAGCAGAAACUCUCGCACAGGCUCUUCUCCGCCCUGCUCUCCUUCGUCCUCCACGGUAGGACUAGGCCUCCGGCCGUCUCCAGCCGGACAACUGCCGCCGCCGUGACCGCAUCGCCACCGCACCCGUCCACGCUGCACAACCACCAUAGUUCCUCCUGUCCUCAAAUGGAAGACAAGCUCGCCGCCGCGCGAACCCUCGUCCUCGACGUUGACGCUGGGCUCCUGCUCCCGUCGUCAUCCCUCUUCCCCUACUUCAUGCUCGUGGCGCUGGAGGCCGGAGGAUACUUACGAGGCAUGGUGCUCCUCCUCCUCUACCCUAUCAUCUUCUGCAUGGGCGGCUACAGCGACGCGGCGCUGAGGGUGAUGGCCUUGGCGGCCUUCUGCGGGCUGCGCGCGAGCCGCUUCCGCGCCGGCUGCGCCGUGCUACCCAAGUGGUUCAUGGAGGACGUGGCCGCAGAAGGGUUCGAGACGAUGAGGAUGAGCGGUGCCGCCGGCGGGAGGAGGGUGUGCGUGACGAGGCGGUUGCCGAGGGUGAUGGUGGAGGGGUUCCUGUCGGAGUACCUCGGGGCGGAGGCGGUCGUCGGGAGGGAGAUGAAGGUGCUCUGUGGGUUCUACACCGGUCUCAUGGUGGAAGAAGACGAGGUGGUGUUGGAGGAGAAGAAGAAGAUCAUGGGCGAGUGUGGUGAUGCCGUGGGAUUCUGUGGCUCGCCGGAGUUUCUCCGCCAUCCUCUCUCACGCUGUUGCAAGGAUAUCUACCUCGUGACACGGGAGGACAGGGCCACCUGGCAGGCGCUGCCGAGGAGCAAGUACCCGAAGGCCGUGGUGUUCCACGACGGCCGCCUCGCGUUCCUGCCAACCGCCGGCAGCACGCUCGCCAUGUUCAUGUGGCUGCCCUUCGGCAUCUCCCUCGGCGCCGCCCGCCUGGUGGUCGCGCUCACCGUCCCAUACCGGUACUCCACGCCGAUCCUGGCGGCCACCGGCAUGUCCUGGCGGCUCAAAGACGGCGGCGAGCGGCCGCCGCUGCAGGGCGCAGACGGCGACGAGCGAGGGCGCCGGCGCGGGCAGAUGUUCGUGUGCAACCACCGCACGCUCAUCGACCCGGUCUACGUGUCGGUGGCUCUAGACCGGCAGGUGCGCGCCGUGUCGUACAGCCUCAGCCGCCUCUCGGAGCUCAUCUCACCGAUCGGCCGCACGGUGCGGCUAACAAGAGACCGCGACGCCGACGGCCGCGCCAUGGCCCGCCUCCUGGAACGCGGCGACCUCGUCGUCGUCUGCCCCGAGGGCACUACCUGCCGUGAGCCAUACCUGCUCCGGUUCAGCCCGUUGUUCGCGGAGCUGAGCGACGACGUGGUACCCGUGGGCAUCGCCGUCGAGACGGCAAUGUUCUACCCGACCACGGCCGGCGGGCUCAAGUGCCUCGACUCGCUCUACUACAUUGUCAACCCGAGGAUGUGCUACACGGUGCAGUUCCUGGAGCGGGUGAGCACGGCGGCGGUAAGGGAGGGGAAGAUGCCCAGCGCCGACAUGGCCAACCUCGUGCAGAAGAAGAUGGGGGACGCGCUCGGAUACAGCUGCACCAUGCUCUCCAGGAAGGACAAGUACCGCAUGCUCGCCGGUAACGACGGCAAAUGCUCGUCUGCUCCUGCUUCAAGGAACCACAACUCAUGAUGAAUGACAUAUAAGUAGACUUUGUGUGUUUUCUACUCAUUCCAUCCGUGUUUACAAGCCUAUUAUUUGUUCAGGCUUAUAGAAAAAAUAUCAAGAUCUGAUAUGAAAUAUGUUCCAAUCUAAGAGGAUGGUUACUCGGAGUAUGAUAAUAACAUUUUUAUUUGGAGACACUUUGAUUAUAA
Molecule: messenger RNA, 1962 nt
Organism: Lolium perenne
Lineage: Eukaryota; Viridiplantae; Streptophyta; Magnoliopsida; Poales; Poaceae
Product: probable glycerol-3-phosphate acyltransferase 3
Biological process (GO): cutin biosynthetic process
Cellular component (GO): membrane
Molecular function (GO): glycerol-3-phosphate 2-O-acyltransferase activity; phosphatase activity
Source: RefSeq, a predicted model, not a curated record